AUGAGAAGGUUUAGUGCCACGGUAAGCGAAUCACGUUCUGAUGGACAAUUUCAGCAAUCAGACGAAACACAACCGACUAAUUCAAUCUUCAGCGGGGAUAAUGGAAUUUCUUUGGAAACAAUUAGUUCUAACACUUCCGAUGAUUCCUCUAGAUCUGCUUACUCGACCGAGCAACCGUCCAACCUUAUGACUUCGAGCAACCCUCCAAAAAAUAGAUGGCGGAUUGCCUCAACAAUAUUGUUCAAUUUUACAAGUGGGUUUAGCGAUGCUGCUCCUGGUGCAUUGUUGCCACACAUUGAAAACUAUUACAACAUUAAUUACGCCAUUACAUCAUGUAUAUGGGUUAGCAACGCAGUGGGGUUUAUUUUAAUUGCCGCAUUCUCUCACAAGAUCCAGCCUUGGUUUGGGAAACGCAAUAGUUUACCCAUAGGCAAUGCUCUAAGUUGUGUGAUGUAUGCUAUUGUUGCCAGCGGAACCAAGUUUCCUGUUGUUGUGCUUGGGUUUUUCUUUGGUGGUUGUGGGUUGGCCAUGGUUGCUGCUCAAUGUAACAUCUUUUUGAGCCGGCUAGAUAAACAAAGUAAAUAUUUGGCCUAUUAUCAUGGUGGUUACGGAAUUGGUGCUACCAUAAGUCCAUUGAUAGCAACAAGCAUUGUCAACAGCGGAGUCAGCUGGAAUUUUUUUUAUUUGAUUUUAUUGGGCUUAAUGGUAGUCACGGCAAUCAAUUUGUAUUUCUCCUUCCAAAAUGCCGAUGAAGACUUAAAACCUUGGGAUCACGAUGAGGCGGCUCACAGCUCAUCGACUUCGGUUGAAUUGGAAAACUUGGACUCAAGGCUUACAAACACCACUAACAAUGCAAACACCACCACCCAAGCGUCGGAGAUGGUGUUGGCCUUGCAAAGCCAUGUCACUUGGUUGAUAGCAUUCUUCUGUUUGUGUUACCAAGGAGCAGAAGUUUCUUUGGCUGGAUGGAUAGUCACAUUUUUGUUAGACUACCGUCAUUCCGAGGCAAAUAGCACUGGGUACAUUGCUUCUGGUUUGUGGGGUGGGCUUACAUUGGGACGAUUGUUGCUAACCAGACCAAUUCACAAAUACAUCGGAUUGAGAAGGGGUGUCUUUAUUGUUUCAUUAGUUUCGAUUAUUUUGGUGUUGCUAACGUGGGUGGUGCCGGUUAUUGUUGUUGAAGCUGUUUUGGUUUCCCUUGCAGGUAUUUUUAUCGGACCAAAUUAUCCAUUGUUGAUUACUUACGCGGCUUUGCCUGGCUUGAUCCCCAGAAAGAUUCAGGUUGUCUCGAUCACCAUUAUGACGGCCUUUGGGUCAACCGGAGGUGCACUAUUCCCAUUUAUAGUUGGUGUUUUGCUGCAAAAAGUUGGUACAUUUGUUGUUUUGCCUGUUUUCAUUGUGCUUUAUGCGUUUAUGGUUUUCCUAUGGAUGCUCUUACCUAAUACAGAAAGACAAAAUAAACAAAACCAAACACAAUUGAAUUUUUGGGAAAGGGUUUGGUAA
This is a messenger RNA of Candida dubliniensis CD36, 1503 nucleotides long. RefSeq lists its product as uncharacterized. Lineage: Eukaryota; Fungi; Ascomycota; Pichiomycetes; Serinales; Debaryomycetaceae. Gene Ontology annotation, molecular function: transmembrane transporter activity. The transcript has a single exon. Gene Ontology annotation, cellular component: membrane. The coding region runs from base 1 to 1503 and encodes 500 amino acids. Gene Ontology annotation, biological process: transmembrane transport. The record is from RefSeq and is a predicted model, not a curated record.